GCCAAGGCUUCAAGCUGGAUGUAGGUUUAGGUUCCUAGCUGGCCAUGGCAUCUGCUGAGUCCAGCACGCGGGUCAGCUUGGGCCUUGAGCUGUACCUGGACCUGCUGUCGGCUCCCUGCCGCGCUGUCUACAUCUUUGCCAGGAAGAACGGCAUCCCCUUUGACUUCCAGUUUGUGGAUCUGCUGAAAGGUCACCACCACAGCAAGGAAUACAUCGAGAUAAACCCCCUGAGGAAGCUACCCAGCCUCAAAGAUGGAAAAUUUAUCUUAUCUGAAAGCGUGGCCAUCCUCUCCUACCUGUGCCGCAAGUAUAGCGCACCCUCGCACUGGUACCCACCCGACCUGCACACGCGUGCCCGCGUGGACGAGUUCAUGGCUUGGCAGCACACGGCCAUCCAGCUGCCCAUGAGCAAGAUGCUCUGGAUUAAGCUGCUGAUUCCAAUGAUUACCGGUGAGGAGGUAUCAGCUGAGAAGACAGAGCAGAUGCAGGAGGAAGUGAAGCACAGCCUCCAGCUCUUUGAGAUGAAGUUUCUGCAAGACAGGAUGUUCAUCACUGGGGACUACAUCUCCCUGGCUGACUUGGUGGCCCUGGUGGAGAUGAUGCAGCCCAUGGGGGGCAACCACAAUGUCUUCCUCAACAGCCCCAGGCUGGCCGAGUGGCGCAUGCGGGUGGAACUGGCCAUCGGCUCUGACCUCUUCUGGGAGGCCCAUGACCGGCUGGUGAAGUUGGCAGAGUGGGACUGUUCGACACUGGAUCCAUUGGUCAAGGAGAGGAUCUGUGAAGUGCUACAGAAGUACAAGUGACGCCAGAGGCCACCCGUCCU
Molecule: messenger RNA, 823 nt
Organism: Choloepus didactylus (southern two-toed sloth)
Lineage: Eukaryota; Metazoa; Chordata; Mammalia; Pilosa; Megalonychidae
Product: glutathione S-transferase theta-4
Exons: 5
Coding region: 45-803 (252 amino acids)
Biological process (GO): glutathione metabolic process
Cellular component (GO): cytoplasm
Molecular function (GO): glutathione transferase activity
Source: RefSeq, a predicted model, not a curated record